This is a messenger RNA of Galeopterus variegatus (Sunda flying lemur), 1208 nucleotides long. RefSeq names its product ras homolog family member G (gene RHOG). Gene Ontology annotation, biological process: regulation of cell shape; small GTPase-mediated signal transduction; establishment or maintenance of cell polarity. Gene Ontology annotation, molecular function: protein kinase binding; GTP binding; GTPase activity. Lineage: Eukaryota; Metazoa; Chordata; Mammalia; Dermoptera; Cynocephalidae. Gene Ontology annotation, cellular component: cytoplasmic vesicle; cell cortex; cell projection. Bases 86 to 661 code for a protein of 191 amino acids. The record is from RefSeq and is a predicted model, not a curated record. The transcript has 2 exons.
CUGCUGUAGAAGACUUGGUCACUGCCUCAAGAGGGUCCCAGAAGAGGGAGGAGGCACUGCCUCCACUACAGCAGCUGCACCCACAAUGCAGAGCAUCAAGUGUGUGGUGGUGGGUGAUGGGGCUGUGGGCAAGACAUGCUUACUCAUCUGCUACACAACCAAUGCCUUCCCCAAGGAGUACAUCCCCACAGUGUUCGACAAUUACAGUGCCCAGAGCGCAGUUGAUGGGCGCACAGUGAACCUGAACCUGUGGGACACUGCGGGCCAGGAGGAGUACGAUCGCCUCCGCACACUCUCCUACCCUCAGACCAAUGUCUUUGUCAUCUGUUUCUCCAUUGCCAGUCCGCCCUCCUAUGAGAACGUGCGGCACAAGUGGCAUCCAGAGGUGUGCCAUCACUGCCCUGAUGUGCCUAUUCUCCUAGUGGGCACUAAGAAGGACCUGAGAUCCCAGCCUGAUACCCUACGGCGUCUCAAGGAGCAGGGCCAGGCACCCAUCACACCGCAGCAGGGCCAGGCACUGGCCAAGCAGAUCCAUGCUGUGCGCUACCUUGAGUGCUCAGCCCUGCAGCAAGAUGGCGUUAAGGAAGUGUUCGCUGAAGCUGUCCGGGCUGUGCUCAACCCCACGCCGAUUAAGCGUGGGCGGUCUUGUGUCCUCUUGUGACCCUGGCACUCAGUUUGGAGGCUGCCCCUGCCCCCCCACCAGUUGUGCCUUGGCGCCUUGUUUGCCCGCAGCUGUGCCUUAAGGACUAAUUGUGGCACCCCUUGCCAGGGGGCUCCCUGAAUGCCUUUUUCUCCUUAAGGAGUCCUGCAGGGAAAGGGGCUUUGGGCCUGCCUCAGUCUGCUUGGGAACAUCAGGUAUUCUCAUCAGCUCACCCAGGCCAAGAUUGGACUCCUCCCCAAGAGGCCAACCCAGUGCCCCCUCCCCACUUUCCGCCACUGACCAGUUCAUCCAGCUUUCCACACAGUUGUUGCUGCCUAUUGUGGUGCUUUCUCUCAGGUUAGGGUCUCUCAGCCAUCUCUAACCUGUGCCCUAACUGCUCUUGGAACUGCCCCCCACAAUGCUCUAUCCACAAAUCCUGAGAAGAUGAGUGUGCCUAACCUGCCCCCAUGUGCCCAGGCCUUAUGCAUCCGCUGACUGACUCAGCCCCUGUGCUCCUGGGGGCCUUUCUUACCCCCAUCAGCAUCAAUAAAACCUCCUGUCUCCAGUG